Molecule: messenger RNA, 548 nt
Organism: Closterium sp. Naga37s-1
Lineage: Eukaryota; Viridiplantae; Streptophyta; Zygnematophyceae; Desmidiales; Closteriaceae
Source: the annotation of a GenBank genome assembly
ACCAACUCGAUACCAUUUUGGACCUCAAGCUUCAGAGCGCGUUCGACGUACCUCCACGCCACUACGAGAUGAUAUUCCUGGUGCACGAGGGGCGCACAGACGAAACUCCCGCUAUCAUAGAGAAGAUCACAGAGAUGGUGAAGGAUGCGAGGGGCACGGUGUGGAGAGUGAAUGACUGGGGCAUGAGGCGCCUGGCAUACCGUAUUCAGAAGACAUGGCAGGCGCAAUAUAUCCUCAUGAACAUCGAGGUUCCCUCAGAUAAGAUUGCGGCGAUUGAGAAGGUUCUGCUGCAGGACGAGAGGGUGAUUCGGCACCUUGUGACCAAGCAGGAUAAGGCGGAGAGGAAGGAUUACCCCGCUCCGGUGAUGUACAAUGCGGUUGGGAGCGGUGGGGAUGAGUCGGAUGAUGAUGAGGAUGAGGAGGAUGAGGAUGAGGAUGACGAAGAGGAUUGGGAGGAUGAGGAUGAGGAUGAGGAGGACGAGGAGGAAGAGGGGGAGGAGAGUGAGGGAAAGAGGUUACCAGCAGAAGUGACAAGUCGUAAAGCCUAG